CCAGACUUCAAAUGAGUCAAAUCACAGACAAGAUUGCAUUAAAUCGCAGCAAUCAUUUUAAUGAAACUGUUCCCACGAAUAUUCUCGAGAAAAUUCCAGCUACUUUUUCGUCUUUAAAACUAACUUCUACAAACACAAACCACGCUCAAACCCAGUCCAUCACCGAAUCUGGCAAUUGAUUAUUAACUGAUCCAAAAUUUUCUGGAAAACACAAAUCCAUGGUGGUUUUAGCAAGAAAGAAACGAGUUACUGACCCGUUUGACGACGAAGCCAAAGCGCGUCUAGUCGGCGGCGACCGUCGGCAGCUAAGCUUCACCAGCAGCGGGAGCGAACAUUCCGGUGACGGCGACUCGCCGUGCCUCUCCGAACUCGUGCAUGAUUUCCUCGAGGACAAUGACGGCUCGGAUAAUAACUCAGCGAGGAACGACUUUGACUCGGAGCGAGUCGACUCGGUCUCCGAUUGUGUAGACUCGGUGGAUGAUCUUCUUAUGCUAAGGGAAUCCAACGCUUCCGACUCUUACACAAACUUGCUUCUCGCGCACGCUUCGGAGGCCGCGGAGAAGUUCGCGUUUUUGAAGGAACGAAACAUUUCGACGUAUCUGCGAAACGCCAUGUCGUUUUUGCGCGAGAGCGGACACAAUGCCGCGAUUUGCAAAACGCGGUGGGAUUCUUCCGGUGGCACCACGGCGGGUAACUAUGAGUUUAUCGACGUGGUACGAUCAGGACCAUCCACGUGGCAUAAGAGGUACUUCGUGGACCUUGAUUUCGUGGGCCAGUUCGAGAUCGCACGGCCCACGAGUGAGUAUCUAGAUUUUCUGAGCUACGUGCCGCGAAUAUUCGUUGGAACUGCAGAGGAAUUGAAACGCACCGUUCGGAUCUUGUGCGGUGUUGCGAAGCGUUGUUUUAGGAAACGGGGGUUAACUGUGCCUCCGUGGAGAAAAAACCGGUACAUGCAGAACAAGUGGUUUGGUCCGUAUCGGAGGACCACGAACCCGGUUCAGGGAAACCCGGUUCCCGCUGUCGUCUCUGUGUUGGGUGGUGCCAAAUGUAGGUUCGUGGGGUUUGACGACUCUGUUUCUGAGGCCAGACGCGGCGGUGUGGUUGUCCGUACGAGAUGAUUGAUUUUUUUUUUAAGCUUUUAUUUUAUUUUUUAUUUUAGUUUAAUUUAGGUGUUGCAUAUGAGAGAUUUUAUAAAAAGGAACUAUGGGUUGUUGAGAAA
Molecule: messenger RNA, 1219 nt
Organism: Vigna angularis (adzuki bean)
Lineage: Eukaryota; Viridiplantae; Streptophyta; Magnoliopsida; Fabales; Fabaceae
Exons: 1
Coding region: 219-1118 (299 amino acids)
Source: RefSeq, a predicted model, not a curated record